Myripristis murdjan (pinecone soldierfish) is the source of this 3167-nucleotide messenger RNA. It is a transcript of the gene entrep2, whose product is annotated as family with sequence similarity 189 member A1. The coding region runs from base 348 to 2657 and encodes 769 amino acids. Gene Ontology annotation, cellular component: membrane. The transcript has 13 exons. The record is from RefSeq and is a predicted model, not a curated record. NCBI's taxonomy places the organism in Eukaryota, Metazoa, Chordata, Actinopteri, Holocentriformes, Holocentridae.
ACUCGAGUAUCUUCAGCUCGUUUCGACUUGAAAUGAACUGGACGUGUUAUGGUAAAUAUCUGGUGCCUCGUUCAGUCCAUUCUCCGCUCGCGUUUCUGCCCUCCUGCGCCGCGCCACAGCCGCUGGUUACGCAUCGCUAAUUGGAGAGACUCCACCGAUGUUAAUUGAUGGGGACUCCUCUGCGGAACACACAGAGUGACCCGAAUCCUAUCCUUUACCUGCGCGCUACUGGCUGAAACCCACCUCCACAGCACCUACUCAGUUCUUUGGAUGUUAUUGCUCUUUUUCAUCAUCUGCAGCAGGAUUUGUCAUUCACCCGGUUGGUAGCCUGACACCCUUGAGUGACUAUGCCGGUGAACGCUUUGCCACGCGGUGGCCCGGGGUCCCUGAGCCCGGCGUCGCUGUCCCGGAGCCUGUCCAGACUGAGGGAGUUCAGGACUAGGACGAGGAUCAUGUUGGCCCUGGGAGUCUCUCAGAUGGUGCUGGGAAGUCUGAUCCUGGCCGUCAGUUUCGCAGCUCUCGCACUCACUACAUCACCCAGAGUCAGGCACUCCUGUCCCUUCUGGGCAGGCUUCUCAGUGCUGCUCUCUGGACUGAUAGGGGUGGUGUCGUGGAAAAGACCUCUCUCUCUUGUGAUCACAUUCUUCAUGCUGCUGUCAGCUGUGUGUGUGAUGCUCAACCUGGCCGGCUCCAUCCUAUCCUGCCAGAACGCUCAGCUGGUCAACUCCCUGGAAGACUGUCAGCUGCUCAAGUUUGACAGCGAUGGAGUGUGUGUGUGCUGUGAGCUGCAGCAGCAGAGCUCUAGCUGCAACAACCUGGGAGAAACACUGAAACUGAAUCCACUGAGGGACUGCAACACCAUACGCCUGCGCCUCAAGGAGCUACUCUUCAGUGUGUGUGCCCUCAAUGUCAUCUCCACCAUCGUGUGUGCUUUAGCCACUGCCAUGUGCUGUAUGCAGAUGGUCUCAACCGAUGUGCUGCAGAUGUUCAUGCCUCACAGAGCACGAGCCCUGAAUGCUGACUGUAUGACGCCGCACGGCACCAUCCUGCACCAGACGCUGGACUUUGACGAGUUUAUCCCGCCCAUUCCACCGCCACCCUACUACCCCCCAGAGUACACCUGCACCCCCUCAAUGGACGGACAGAGAGGUCUGCACCUGGACUUCCCCCAUUCUCCAUUCAGUGCCAUCUAUGGAGUGCCCAUUAACAGCCCAGGGACUCUGUACCCAACUGACCUGCCCCCUCCUUAUGAGUCUGUGGUGGGGCAGACCCCUGCCAGCCAGGUAACUACCAGCAUAGAGCAGCAGGCCACUGAGUCCAGCCUGUGUGAGAGGAAUACCACCGCAGGACUCAGCACUCAGGCCUCAGUGGACAGCGCCUCCCUCAUGGUGUCAGAGGUGGCUGAUCUGCAGGAUCACAGCUGCUCUUCGGAGGACUUGUGCUCCCUGGAGGUGCAGGGCUCGGACUCCUCUCCCUAUGGCACGCUCCACACUGCGCCGACCGAUGGUAGCUGCACCAGCCUGGAGCUUUGUACACGCGGCUCCUCGCGCUGCCACCGUGGCCUGCCUAGUGCUGCUACGCGUCCCAGCGACACGGGGUACAGCGAGUCCUCACACACCCAGGAGUCUCUUGCACGCUCUCCAGACUGGUCCUCGGAAAACGUGAGCAACCUGGAUCAUGAGGAUGAGCCGCCCAAAGCAACAGCAUACUCCCUCAUUAAAUCAAGAGUGGUGAGCCGGAAGCUCACACUCCCUGUCACUAUCCCCCCACCACCUCAACCUUGCUCCCCAACCUCUGUAGCCUCCUCUGGAGGAACUUCAGCCCUUAGCCCUUUGGCCCCUUCUCUCUCCCCAUCCCCUCCUGCCAGGCCACGUGGCCCCAGGCUGUGUUUCAGCGUUUGGUCACCCUCCUCACAACCCCCCUCUACCUCAGCCCGAAGUGGCUACUCGCCCUCAGAGAGGCCUCGAGGGCUCCGUGCAGCCAGGAGAUACCGCAAGCUGGCACGCAUUGUCCGCUCCACCAGUGACCCUAUAUCCUGCUCCUCCACAUCAGGAAGUGAAAGUUGUGGUUGCGCCUCUGCAAGUAAUCCUGCUGAAGAUUCAGCUCAUAUGUCACCAGAGCAAGAUCUAACCGAUAUGUUAACAGAAGCAAGCGGAGCUAAACCCAGUAAUGCGGGUGUCCGGAAGCAGCAAAAGGAGGGAAGAAAAGUCGACAUCCACCUCAAGUCCCGUGCCCUGCAUACACACUCCUCCAAUGAACGCCCGCACUCCCUCGCUGACCUGAAGACUUACAAAGAUACCAAAAUACUGGUGGCCAAGUUCCUGGAGCAUUCAAGCUGCAGUCUACCUCCUGAAGUCCAGCAGGUUGUCAACAACAUUAAAUGUGUCAUCAAGUCAGAUGAAAGACAUAUGGAGGAGGCCAUUUUCAGUGCCAAUGUCAUAGAUCAGGUGAUGACCCAGUCACAGCGCAUCAUAGGCAGUCCCAGGAAGCGUGGCCAUGAGGAUCUUCACCUCCAGAGCUGUGGUGCUUUGAGUUCCUCGCCGUCCCUUUCCCUGCAUCAUCGCAAGCACCCGCCACAAACAACCAGCACCUCCACCAACCCCCUGGAAUCCCCCUCCUCUGAACACAGCCUUGUGUGCAGAGAGACCAUUCUCUGACCACUCUGCCAUCAAGGACCCAAGGGAAACCUCUGAGGGCAUUCCAGGGUGCUGUUCUUGCAGCCAUGUUGUCCCAUGCAGCCAGUUUCUGUACACCGAUUAAUAGCUAUUCCGGCGUGGUGACACUAUUCAUCUGCACAAUGUGACUGCAGUCAAGGCAGUCUGAAGUGGUUUCCUAUCUCAUAGUGCCCUGUGAGCCCGUGCCAAGACAUCAGCAGAAAUGGUAGCAAACUCAAGACUGACCCUGCCAGUGUCUGUAGUGGCUUCUUUCUCAUCAGAAAAACAACAGAAUGUUUUCCCUCAGGGGAUCUUUUCUACUUACUUUCAUCUCCUUAAAAAAAAAAAAACACACAGCUGGUAACGAAGUUAGGACCUGGUGACUGGAAGACAAAGGAGAUUGUGUUAUCAGUACUCUGCUUCUCAUUGUAAAGGAAAAGAAAAAUGUUUGUAUUCAACUGUGAACUGGACUGACCAAUUGACUGGGCACUACUAGCCAUCUUUUGCAGAUUU